Cokeromyces recurvatus is the source of this 1542-nucleotide messenger RNA. RefSeq lists its product as uncharacterized. Bases 1 to 1542 code for a protein of 513 amino acids. Lineage: Eukaryota; Fungi; Mucoromycota; Mucoromycetes; Mucorales; Mucoraceae. The transcript is spliced from 2 exons. The record is from RefSeq and is a predicted model, not a curated record.
AUGUUCAAAUCAAUUUUUUUCUGCCUUUUAUUUUUUACACCAUUGUAUUCUGUUCUUGCUAGUGGUUAUGUAAAUAACUAUUGUGAUAAGAAUGAUGCUCAAUGCUUUGAACAUGGUUUAAACUCUCGUGAUGCCUCUCUCCACCCUAUUAAAACUACUACGACUGCUACUACUACUGUUGGUGCCUUUACUGUUUCCUAUGAUGCCUUUGUUACGGAUUUAAAUGCUCCAGUUAGAAAUUAUCGUAUUAAUGCCGAAAAGUCUAAUAAUAAAAAUCAUAUAAAUGCCAAUCGAAAUUAUGAAGUUCCAUUACCUGCUGAAGUUGCUACUACUGCUAUUACUGCUACUACUGAGACUGCUAUUACUGCUACUGCUAUUACUGAUACUACUGAUAUUACUAAUGAUAUUACUAAUGAUCAUGUUGAUCGUGUUGUUGUUAGCCUUAUUGAAGACCCAGUUAUUCAGGAGGAACAAACUGAGCAUUCCUUAGCAACUGAAAAUGAUAAUGACAUGGGACUUGGUUCAGCUAAUUUGGUUAUUAUUUGUAUGAGCAGUCUUUUAGUUCUUGGAACUAUCUCUGUUGGUCUCUUCUUUUUGGUACGAACUGUUCGUCAUAGAAAACACUUUAAUAAGGAAAACAAAGACCAUUUUAUCAAUGAUGAUAUUGAAAAAAAUUGCAAUAAUACCAAUCUCAAGGAUGAUAAUUUUGACCAACAAUCAAACAUUGAUUUAGAAAAAGGUAAUAAUAUGAAUGAAGUUAUUCAAGCUAAGAAGAAUAAAACUGCUUAUCCUGAGAAGACUGAGGUGGCUCCUCCUGAAGAGAAAAAUGAAGUUAACCAAGAUGAAGAGAACAACGAUUCAGCUGCUAGUCGCUUUAUGCAACGUAUUAGCUUUUCUGAAGGCAUAGCAAUUGAUCCAAUAUCAACUACUAUAGUCACUGUUGCUAAAAGUUGCUCCGUUUUUCAAGUUGCUGCUCCUAUUGCUGCUGCUGUUGAUUUUGUAAUUCCUUCAUCUUCUGCACUAUUAGUCCACUAUCCUAAUGAGGACUUUAAGAAUAAACUUCGAUUCUUUGAAAACUUGUGCUCACAACAACAACAACAACAACAACAACAACAAAAAUCAGAAGAAACAAGUGAAAAUGACUCAUCUUUAAUUGGUAGCAUGACAAGUUUCUGGAACUUUGAUUAUGAUAAUGAUGCUGAGAGUAUUGAAACUGACAAGCUGGAUUAUCAAGUUAAAAUUAAAACCAGUCGUAUUCUGCCUCAGGAAUGUCUAUCCAAUACUUAUUUUGGAUUCAUUGAUAGAAAUGAACGCUGGCAAGAACAUGGUCCAUACUUUGGUAGUAUGCCUACAAUACAAUCUAAUAUUCAAGCCAUCAGAAUACCAAAUUACUCGACUGGUCUUUUUGCUAAUGUCCUCUUAAGAAACAAUCUUGUAAAGAAUGAAGAUGAAAAUGAAGAUGAAUAUGACUUGGACGAUGAAAUUGAAGCUAAAUAUUUUAACCAUUUAGCUCGUUUUCACAGCAGUAAUAUUCAUCUUUAA